AUGGGUGCUGCACCAGCCGGCGGUUCGCUCAAGCGUUUUUUCAUGCCCAAGAAGUUUGCUUUCCACUUCUUCUUUUGGGGGUUCCAUUGGGCACUGUUUGCGAUAGGAUGGUGGAAGCAAGCUGGAGACAUUCGACUAGCACCUCUCAACGGUCUUCAGUACUCUGUAUGGAUAUCUCGAGGUGCUGGAUUGGUUCUGACGGUCGACACAAUGGUCAUCGUUAUGCCAAUGUGCCGAAACAUCCUCCGUUGGCUUCGACCCAAGGCUAGAUGGCUACCUCUCGAUGAGUCGCAGUGGUUCCAUCGUCAAGUUGCUUACGCUAUGCUUUUCUUUACUGUCCUGCAUACGUCAGCGCAUUAUGUCAACUUUUUCAAUGUUGAACGUGUACAAGUGCGACCUCAGAUUGCGCUCCAAAUCCACUACACCGAGGCAGGUGGUAUUACUGGACACAUGAUGCUUCUAUGCAUGCUUCUGAUCUAUACCACUGCCCACCACAGGAUCCGACAACAGUCGUUCGAAACUUUCUGGUACACCCACCACCUGUUCAUCCCGUUCCUGCUCGGUAUGUACACGCACGCAACGAACUGUUUUGUUCGAGACAGUGUCCCUGCCUUCUCUCCCUUUGACAAGGACAACUUCUGGACGCACUGCAUUGGGUACGAGGGUUGGCGAUGGGAGCUUGUUGGUGGUGCUCUAUACCUCGUCGACCGUCUCUACCGAGAGAUCCGCUGCAGACGCCAGACCGAGAUCGUCAAGGUCGUCCGCCACCCGUACGAUGCCGUUGAGAUUCAGUUCACCAAGCCCAGCAUGAAAUACAAGCCGGGCCAAUGGCUGUUCCUUAACUGCCCUGAAGUCAGCUACCACCAGUGGCACCCCUUCACCAUCACGUCCUGCCCCAAUGACCCUUAUAUCUCCGUCCACGUUCGCCAGGUCGGUGACUUUACCCGCGCCCUUGCCGACGCUCUUGGUGCUGGGCAGUCCCAGAGCAAGCUCUACGACGAGCUUGAUCCCAUGGGCAUGUACGAAAUCGCACUGCAGCACGGCCAAAAAAUGCCCGCCCUCCGCAUCGACGGUCCAUACGGUGCUCCCGCUGAAGACGUAUUCGAGAACGAAGUCGCCGUCCUCAUCGGUACAGGUAUCGGUGUCACACCCUGGGCCUCCAUUCUAAAGUCCAUCUACCACAUGCGCCUGUCACCCAACCCGCCUAAGCGCCUGCGCCGUGUGGAGUUUAUCUGGGUCUGCAAGGACACUAGCUCGUUUGAGUGGUUCCAGACGCUCCUAUCGUCGCUGGAGGCCCAAAGCCAGGGCGCAAGCGACGGCGACCAGUUCCUGCGGAUCCACACCUACCUGACGCAGAAAAUGGACGCCAACACGGCGCAGAACAUUGUGCUCAACUCUGUCGGCACCGACAAGGAUCCGCUCACGGAGCUCAAGGCUCGCACUAACUUUGGCCGUCCAGAUUUCCCGCGUUUGCUGUGCGGUAUGCGCGACGGCCUGUUAGACCGCACGUAUAUGAAUGGUCUGGAGAGCACGCUGAAGACGGAUGUUGGUGUAUACUUCUGUGGACCGAAUGUGGCGGCUAGGGAUAUCAAGCAGGCGUGUAAGGAGGCGACGUGCCAGGAGGUUAAGUUUAAGUUCUGGAAGGAACACUUUUAG
Messenger RNA from Didymella exigua CBS 183.55, 1656 nucleotides. Its product is annotated as dual oxidase 1 precursor. Gene Ontology annotation, cellular component: NADPH oxidase complex; plasma membrane. Lineage: Eukaryota; Fungi; Ascomycota; Dothideomycetes; Pleosporales; Didymellaceae. Gene Ontology annotation, biological process: superoxide anion generation; defense response. The transcript is spliced from 3 exons. The record is from RefSeq and is a predicted model, not a curated record. The coding region runs from base 1 to 1656 and encodes 551 amino acids. Gene Ontology annotation, molecular function: superoxide-generating NAD(P)H oxidase activity.